AUGUCUGGUCUUCAAUUGAACCUCAAUAAAAGUAAAUUAUUUUCCAUCAACACUAGUGAAGAUGAGGUUAAGGAGUGGGCGGGGGCUAUCGAUUGCUCAGUUGGAAGAUUCGCUUCUGAUUAUCUUGGGCUGCCACUUGGUGCUAACAAAAAUUCUAUAGUUCUUUGGGAUCCGGUUGUUCAAAAAUUUUACAAGAAGCUGGCCGGUUGGAAGGCAACUACCCUUUCUUUGACAGGGAGAUUGGUCUUGUUGAAGGCAAAUGUGGAUGCAGUUGUUAGUGGUGAUUGGAAGAAAAGUGGAAUAGGUGGAAUCUUAAGAGAUGAUGUUGGUUCGGUGCUGGGUUCUUUCCAAGAGGCUACUGGCCCAGGUCCUCCUACUUUGUUGGAGCUGAAGGCUAUUAAGAAGGGUUUAACUUUCUUUGAUUCUCUUCGACAACGUUUUAAGAAACGUUUGAUCAUUGAAAGUGAUAGUAAAUUAACAGUUGUGUGGGUUAAGAAUAUAGAUAGAUGUCCUAAUGUUUAUGUUUCUAUUGUUAAAGACGUUAGGUUAAGAGCUUUGGAGGGCGUAAUUCGAUGGGUAGCUAGGACAACAAAUAUUGAAGCUGAUGGUUUAGCUAAGGCUGGUAUUGGCUAG
This is a messenger RNA of Hibiscus syriacus, 633 nucleotides long. RefSeq lists its product as uncharacterized. The transcript is spliced from 2 exons. The coding region runs from base 1 to 633 and encodes 210 amino acids. NCBI's taxonomy places the organism in Eukaryota, Viridiplantae, Streptophyta, Magnoliopsida, Malvales, Malvaceae. The record is from RefSeq and is a predicted model, not a curated record. Gene Ontology annotation, molecular function: nucleic acid binding; RNA-DNA hybrid ribonuclease activity.